GCUCACUGCUGCCCCCCCUGGACAGGCGGCUCAAGGUGAAGGAGGUGACUUGCUGUCGACAAUGGCGGCUGCUCGCUUGUAUCUGCUCGCAACAAGACGAGGUCAGCGGGGUGGCAACGUGCCCUGGGGGCUGCAGCUUUCAAAAUGUAAGCACAGGGAAUAUUCAUCAGGCACCACAUUAAAUGAAGUUGUCAUUGUAAGUGCAGCCAGAACUCCCAUUGGUUCUUUUAAGGGAUGCCUUUCCUCAUUAACAGCUCCACAGCUUGGUUCAAUUUCCAUAAAAGCCGCCAUUGAAAGAGCAGGGAUUCCUCCAGAAGAAGUGAAAGAAGUGUACAUGGGCAAUGUUAUACAGGCUGGGGAGGGGCAAGCUCCAGCCAGACAAUCUGCUCUUGGUGCAGGCUUACCGGUCUGCACACCUGCAACAACUGUCAACAAAGUCUGUGCAUCUGGAAUGAAAUCAGUCAUGUUGGCAGCACAAAGCCUAAUGUGUGGACAUCAGGACGUAAUGGUUGCUGGUGGAAUGGAGAGCAUGUCUAAUGUACCAUAUGUAAUGGAUAGAGAAACACCAAUUUAUGGAGGUGUAAAGUUGGAGGACCUAAUUGUAAAGGAUGGAUUAACAGACGUCUACAACAAAUUUCAUAUGGGGAACUGUGCUGAAAAUACUGCAAAGAAGUUUAAGAUUUCGCGUGAAGAACAAGACACUUAUGCAAUUAAUUCAUAUACUAGGAGCAAGGCAUCUUGGGAUUCAAAACUCAUGGCACAAGAGGUGGUUUCAGUCAGUGUUCCUCAGAGAGGUAAACCAGAUCUUGUGAUCAGUGAAGAUGAAGAGUACAAACGUGUUGACUUCAGUAAAGUUCUAAAAAUCAAACCUGUCUUCCAGAAAGAAAAUGGUACAAUUACAGCUGCCAAUGCAAGCACCAUAAAUGAUGGAGCUGCUGCUUUGGUGCUAAUGACUGCAGAGGCUGCUAAAAGACUAAAUGUUACGCCAAUGGCACGAAUUAUAGCAUUUGGGGAUGCUGCAGUUGAUCCAAUUGACUUUCCAAUUGCUCCUGCUUUUGCUGUUCCAAAGCUUCUGAAAACAACAGGUAUAAAGAAAGAAGAUAUUGCGAUGUGGGAGAUUAAUGAAGCCUUUAGCGUUGUUGUUCUGGCAAAUAUCAAAAUGUUGGAGAUUGAUCCUCAGAAAGUUAAUAUCAAUGGUGGGGCAGUAUCUCUGGGUCACCCCAUCGGGAUGUCUGGGGCAAGAAUUGUCAGUCACAUGGCUUACAAUCUAAAGCCGGGAGAGUAUGGCCUAGCUGGAAUUUGUAAUGGAGGUGGUGGUGCUUCUUCCAUCAUUAUUCAACGAUUGUAAGAUACCAACUGUCUUAUUUGUGAUUCAAGGGCUAAGUUAUCCUAGCUGGCCAUCGUGAUGAGUACUGGAAAAAAUAAUUUUGUAUAAUUGUUUAAUGUUUAUGGAUUUGUCAUCCAAAAACUAUUCCUGCAUUGAUGGCAAAUAUUACUGAUUUAUGGAGGUACUGUGUAAAUCAUGGUAAUAACAUUGUCUGUACUUUAAAUAUUCUAUGUGUCAUUGUACUCCACGAUAAAAUCAGUGUGGCCUUGUGUCAUUUUGAAUCCAAACUAUAUUGGAUAUGGUUGAUUUAAAAAGAAAUUAACCAUAUAUUAGCAGAUAGUGGUUACAAUUCAUCUAGAUAACAUAUUAAGACCACAAUUUGGGCCUAAUUGUAAAAAUCUACUAUGUAUUAAUAAAUUAAUUGUAUAAUCAAAGCCAUACAAAUGUUUAAGUGGGAGAAUAAAAAAAACAAUAGUGCAAUGUCUCACUUUUUAUCCGGGUGGAAAAAAACAUUUACCAGUUAUUUGGUGUAGACAUGUCCCUUGGGUAAAUUUGAGCAUGGGAUUGUGUCUGGUAUUUCUGCACAAAAUGAAAUCCUAAUUAGCCGAGUUAAAAUUCCUUUAUCCACUUUCUCAGAAUUGACCUCAUCCUGGCUUGCGGUUACUUGUCAACAUACCCAAUCAGUUAAAGUUCUUAUUGUUUAAAGUGAUCAUUGUAAUGAAAGUAAUUCUAACAGA
This is a messenger RNA of Amblyraja radiata (thorny skate), 2064 nucleotides long. It is a transcript of the gene acat1, whose product is annotated as acetyl-CoA acetyltransferase 1. Gene Ontology annotation, cellular component: mitochondrion. Gene Ontology annotation, biological process: fatty acid beta-oxidation. The record is from RefSeq and is a predicted model, not a curated record. Gene Ontology annotation, molecular function: acetyl-CoA C-acetyltransferase activity. NCBI's taxonomy places the organism in Eukaryota, Metazoa, Chordata, Chondrichthyes, Rajiformes, Rajidae. The coding region runs from base 62 to 1348 and encodes 428 amino acids. The transcript is spliced from 12 exons.